GAUCAGCGAGCUUCUUUCUCCGGAGCCCAUCAAUGGCUAGCACCUCUUAUCAUGCAUACUCUAGCCAGGGCUCUUCUCAUAGGUCGUUGGCCAUGGUGUUGGCUCUUGCAUCAGCCGUGGUUUUGUCUCCAUUGUACAACGUGAAGCCAAAGAGUGAUGGAAGGUUCUACGAAUCAAGAUGGAGCUCUGGUUUUGUUCUGCCUAUGGUUCUUGCUGGACUCAUCAUCGCUAUUAGAACCAGCUCUUCUUCUUCAUCUUCUCUGCUUCCAUCUCCAGAACCAUCUUGGGUCCUCAGAAUCGGAACCUCUUCUUGGGGGCUUGCUGGGGUUUUGGUUAUGCUCAUCCUCGUUCUUUACUGGCAAGCCUCAGUCCAGGAGUUCUUCUGGAGAUAGACAUCAGAGUCGGAGAUGAACAUUGCUAGUAUUGGAAUUCGUCUCUGAAGUUGAACGAUCUGAGUUUGAGAAUUAACCAGAGAGAUCUAUGUAUGGCUCUGCCUUCUCUUCUUUUUGUUCACUUCUUGUGCUGGCUAGUAAGUUUUUAGUUGUGAUUUAUUGUAAGUUUUAUGUAAUAAUAUGAGAGACUAGAAGGUAUAUAUAUUUAGCAAUUGAAGCUCUCGUUCUGUUUCAAGUUCCAACAGCAGAAUAUAAACUAAUCUGCUAAGGUCUGAUAUGUAUAUAACGUGAAUGUGUCAUUGCUGCUCCCCAAAAUUUUAGAUUUAAGUUCAUAUAUAAAUGAACUUUGAGCUUAGUAAU
Prosopis cineraria is the source of this 752-nucleotide messenger RNA. RefSeq lists its product as uncharacterized. The transcript has a single exon. The coding region runs from base 33 to 392 and encodes 119 amino acids. NCBI's taxonomy places the organism in Eukaryota, Viridiplantae, Streptophyta, Magnoliopsida, Fabales, Fabaceae. The record is from RefSeq and is a predicted model, not a curated record.